This is a messenger RNA of Pecten maximus, 3009 nucleotides long. Its product is annotated as piggyBac transposable element-derived protein 4-like. Lineage: Eukaryota; Metazoa; Mollusca; Bivalvia; Pectinida; Pectinidae. Bases 526 to 2391 code for a protein of 621 amino acids. The transcript is spliced from 6 exons. The record is from RefSeq and is a predicted model, not a curated record.
GGAGAUCCCCAAAAAGAACUUGGAUGUUUUCUUUUCUCUUUAUCAUCUUUUUUAAGGAAACCAAGUGAGGACAAAUAUCAUACCUCGUUUUUUUAACAUAAACGUUACAAUAUUUUUUGUUCGGCGGGGGAAAAAGGAUAUCUGUAUGCAUCAUAUUUUCUAAAUCGUACGAUAUCUAAGUCACUACGUUAAUUUCCUUUAUAAAUCAGUUUUUGUUUUGAAAAUUGGCGCAGCAGAAAUGGAAUUAUGGUGAAUUUAGCUGACCCUACUCAAAGCGAAAAAACGAGAAGCUUAAACAAAUCGUGACGUUUGAUUUUUUUUUUAAUCGUAACGUCAUGAAGUGAUCAUGAAUUGCACAGACAGUCAGUGGUGCUAAAAUCAAAAUCCUACAUCGCUAGUUUUAAAAUUGGCUGAAAUUUAUACGAAAUAAACUCGUAAAUCGACUUGUGUUUCGCUUUCUUCGGGUGAUGUUCUAAAAAUAGAAUCGGUAUAUUAUGGGAUGCUGACAGCGACAUCUAACCAGACAUGGACGCUCCAAACGCGAUGGCCGUGGAAGUUCCAAGUGGUGAAAACUAUGAUUUUGAUGGCUAUUUUGAGCCAUAUGAAGGCUUUGACCUAGGAAUGUCAGAGGAAGAAGAGGACUUUCUUGAUGACAUUAUGGCUGAUCCUGAUUAUGUGCAGUCAGAUGAUGACCAUAUUGAAAGUGCUGACUCCCAGGAUUCAAGUUUUAUGGGAUCUCAGGAACCGCUUGGUAGCAUCUAUUGGCAGGAUGAGACAGUAGAUGAUGAACAGUGCCCUGACAACAAACAAACCCAAUUUACACCCAAUCUACCACCAGGGGUAAAUACAGGGAGACUGAGAAAGAAUUCCCUUAAGACUAAAACACCGAUGGAUUUCUUGAGGUUAUUUCUAACAUCACAGCUAAUAACAUCCCUGUGCAUUGCAACCAAUCACUUUGCUGAGUCUCUUGUUAAUAAAGGCAAAUUCACCUCCUAUGCCCAGCCGGAUGGAACUUGGUGCAGAGUGACAGAGGAAGAAAUGUAUAAGUUUAUAGGUAUUAUCAUAUACAUGUCCUUCACAAAGAUGUCCACUAUGGAUAGAUAUUGGGCCUCAAACUACUUGUAUCGUUUCAAUCCUGUGCCUCUCCUACUUCCAAAGAGACGUUUCCAGUCCAUCCUGGCGUUCCUACAGAUAACACCUCCAGCAGACAUUGAUAAAAGUGACAAACUCACUCGAAUUACACCCCUUCUAGAUCAUGUCAACGCAGUAUCCCAGGAAUUGUUCCAACCCUUUCGUCAAAUAGCAGUAGAUGAGAGAAUGGUUGCUUCAAGACACAGAUUUUCUGGAAUACGCCAGUUUAUAAAAGAUAAACCUGUGAAGUUUGGCUUAAAGUUGUGGAUACUUGCUGAUACUCAAACUGGAUAUACCUAUAAUUUUUAUGUGUAUUUAGGUAAAAAACGGUCAGAAAUUAUUGACAAGGGAAAGGGUUUAGCUUACAAUGUUGUUUUCAAACUUAUAUCUCCUCUGUUGAAUCAAGGCUAUCACUUAUUUGUAGAUAAUUUUUAUACAUCAUUGAAUUUGAUUAAAGACUUGCUAGCCAAAUCCACCUAUCUCAUAGGUGCGGUACGCAAAAACAGUACAGCAAUGCCACUGUGUUUCAAAACAUCUGUUGAUCAGUGGGAAAAAGCUACAAGUAGAGGCGAUUUCAGAUGGCAUAGACAAGAUGGUUAUGUAACUGUACAGUGGAAAGAUUGUAGAACUGUUACGAUUGUAUCUCCAAUUCAUAAAGGCUCAGAUAUUACAUCAUGUGUACGUACUGUUAAACAUAGAACUGGUUUUAAGAAAACCAAUGUGUCACAGCCUGUUGUUGUAAAUUCUUAUAAUCAAGGUAUGUUAGGUGUAGAUAAGAGUAAUCAAUAUGUCACACAGUAUUCUUCAUAUUUGAGAACUAAAUUUCAUUGGUGGAAAGUUUUAUUUUUUCACUCCAUUGACAUUAUGAUUGUUAAUGCCUUUGUAUUGUAUAAGCAAUCAGCUAGUAAUUUGCCAUCUCAUUUUGGACAACUUGAAUUUAGGGAAUGUAUUUUCCAAUAUAUAUAUGAUAAAUAUGGAAAGCAAGAAAAGAUAAAUGAAAAUCAAUGUUUACCUGUUGUUACUGAUAAGAGAGUAGAUUGUGUGAUGUGUAAUGCUAAAGCUAGUAUACAGCGAAUUCCUUUGCCAAGCAGGAAAACAUUUAUCAAAUGUGAACAGUGUAAUGUUGGUCUUUGUCUUAACAAAGAAAGAAAUUGUUUCAAGUUGUGGCAUAAUGGAAGUGAUGAGAGUGUUAGAGUUCAAGAUUGGCAUAGGAAGAAAGGUAACUACAGAAAGAGGAAAUAUGAGGUACAUCAAUGUUAAACAUAUACAGAAUUUACUGAUGCAGUUGUUUUCCCUAUAGGAGCAAUCUGUAUGUUCAUUUUCUGAAAUUGGAAAAUAUUUUUCAAAGGUUUAUUACAAAUGGAAAUCUCAAAAAUGUUACUUGAGUUUCUUAGAAUAUGUUGUUACUAACAAGUCAUGAUAGAAUUGCAACUGUAUUUCAUAAAAAAGGUGAUCAUCUCUUUUCAUUAAGUAAUAACUCACCAAUACUUUAUUAUGGGUAGCAACAUUGUAUGUAAGAACAUAUUGUUUUAAAAUCUAAUUCAGUUUUCAACAAGGACAAGAUAAAUUAAGGAGUUGAUAAGUAAUUAGUUGACUUUGUUGAAAGGAGCUUAUAAGAGAGGUGGUUACACCAAGAACAUGUCUGUAAUAAAAUAAUGGAUUAUCUCCCUUGUUUUGUGCACUUCGGUAUGAUAACUCCAUAUACAUAGGUACAUAACUUUAUCAUUCAAUUUUUAUUUACUUUUUCCAAAAUAAUGUAUUUGGUCCAUCAAUGAAAAAAAACUUAUAAAUCCAAUUUUUAUUUCAAACUUGCAGCAAUGCUUAAUGCACAUCAAACUUUCAGCAAUGCUAAAUGCACAUGAAGAACCCCCGAAGACC